This is a messenger RNA of Spirometra erinaceieuropaei, 504 nucleotides long. NCBI's taxonomy places the organism in Eukaryota, Metazoa, Platyhelminthes, Cestoda, Diphyllobothriidea, Diphyllobothriidae. The record is from the annotation of a GenBank genome assembly.
AUGGAGCACUUUGCCGAGCAGUGGUUCCGUGACAACGACUCUCCCUUCGCCAAUGCUGACGCUGCCUUUACGCUCUCCUACGCCAUUCUCAUGCUUAAUACGGACCAGCACAACCCCAACUCCAAACGGCAGAAUGUCCCCAUGACUUCGCAGGACUUCAAGAAGAAUCUGAAGGGUGCGUACUUCUGUGUGUGUGUGUAUGUGCAUCUGUUUGCCUCCGAAACUGGCCAUGCGGCAUAUGCGCUGGGCCAACACAAGGGGCAGCAUCGGAUUCUGACAGGCGUUAUCGGAAUACGCACCACUACGAAUGCCAACACUUUUUGGGGUGCGGUGGCAGACCCAGUUGCCGACAGACGUCGCACAAACUGGGACUUCUGCCGUCCCCCGCAUUUUUGUUGUUGGUUGAAAUCCUGGUCAUUUGCUGUUUGGACUAAGGAGUGUGGAGUGGAACGCCAUGGUGCGGGCUCGACCGUGCCAUCCACUUAUGCUCUCUGGUCGUCUUGA